AAGGUUUUCUGAAAAUAUUUUGUAUUUUGAAAGGUUAAUUUUGAAUCGAGACGUCAGAAAGUAUUGUGAAAAACUUGUUAUGUAUGGUUAUUAAUUCAAACUACACUUUAUCUUUUGUGCUAUGCUUUUAUGCAUUUACCUAUUUUGAAGUGAUACCUAAGUUGAAUUUGAUACCUACCUCCUACCUAUUUUUUUUAAAAUCUUAAUUAUUUGUUUUACAAUGGUCGAUUUAAUACAAAUAACAAUUAGAUUUACACAAAUAUUAUGUUAUAUUGGGAUGAUCUAAUAGUGUUAUAGGUACUCUAUAUGUUUUAUGUUCUAACCGCAAAAAUUAAUUUUACAUUACAAAAAAAUUCUGAUUACAAUAUUGACGUUAUUUGGAAGUGAUGUAUUUAGAAUUAAUACAAUAUAAAUAAUGGAAGGAACGACGCAUUCUUUUCGAAGCUGGUCAACUAUUUCCGUUGGUUUUUUACGGCUUUGCUUUAUAUUAGUUAAUAAUUUAUAUUGUAUUCCGACGUAUAUAAUAUGGAUGUAUAUAUUGUGGCCUAUCCAAAUAGUUAAUCCUAAGUUAUAUUGGAAAAUCGAGGGCCAUAUGUUUCACUUUCUGUUAGCGAUGGUGUCCUUGUGGUGCGAUUCGGCCGGCUAUAGAAUUUUAGAAGCUGGUGAUGACAUAUCAGAAUGCCUUGAUAAGAGAACCCUUAUAAUAGCAAACCAUCAAUCCACAGGUGAUGUUCCAAUGCUAUUCUCUUGCUAUAAUGUAAGAAAAGGCGUUUUGCCUAAUGUAAUGUGGAUUAUGGAUAGUCUUUUUAAGUAUACUAAUUUUGGCGCAGUUAGUUAUUUGCAUCAGGAUUUUUUUAUUAAAUCGGGUAAACAACAUAGGGAAAAAGCACUUCAUGAUUUAUCGACGCAUCUUUCAAAUAAAUAUAUCCCAUUGAAUCGAAACUGGUUGGUACUUUUUCCCGAAGGAGGCUUUCUUAGGAAAAGAAAAGCAAUUUCGCACAAGUACGCAGAACAGAAUAAUUUUCCGAAACUUGAAAAUGUGUCUUUACCUCGUGUUGGAGCGCUUAACAUAAUUAUGAACGCUGUAGGACCUAAAUCGACCACAAAUAAUAAUUGCAAGAAUUAUUCUUGCAAUAGAACAGAACUGGGUCCAACACAAAUUAGUUACGUUUUAGAUAUAACAAUUGCCUAUCCAAAAGGCAUUCCUAUUGAUCUUAGUCAUAUUGUAUUUGGUCAUAGGACGCCAUGCGAAACUGUAUUCUUUUAUAGACUUUACCGUUCGUCGGAAGUGCCUGAAGAAUCUGAUGCAAUGAGGGACUGGUUAUUUAAAAGAUGGGUAGAAAAAGAACGAAUGCUACAGAGUUAUUACGAUACGGGCGAAAUGUCAACAGAGUUCAGCCGCACAAAAGUCUACAAACCAAAAUUAGUGGUACAAGAUAACUUAAGGUUUCUUAUUUUACACUUAUUCUUUGUUAUAUCGAGUUAUGUGCACGUGAGGAUGUUUUUCGCAGUGUAUUAUUCUUGUAUGCAUUAUUUGGUUUAUUAGCAUUGUGAAAUUCCAUAUUUGAUUUAUUUAGUGAUGUAUUAUAUGUGAGAUUUUAAUGAAAGAACUAGCAAAACACAGACCUUUUUCAGUGUUUCCGGGUUGUGAAAAGUCUGACUCCAUUUAGGAUUACCAACGCAUUAUUUUAUUACUAGAUUGAUUGUUUCACAUAACAUAUAUUGUUUCAGAGCUUUCUUGUUACUUAUGUACAGAGAAAUGUUAAAACAAAUAAUCUUACAAAUUGAAUAUCUUCAAAAAAUAUUUUUAAUUGUAUGAAAUGUAUAUAUCAGUAUUAAUAAACUAUUUUAUAGAGGUA
Molecule: messenger RNA, 1859 nt
Organism: Sitophilus oryzae (rice weevil)
Lineage: Eukaryota; Metazoa; Arthropoda; Insecta; Coleoptera; Curculionidae
Product: acyl-CoA:lysophosphatidylglycerol acyltransferase 1-like
Exons: 6
Coding region: 416-1546 (376 amino acids)
Cellular component (GO): endomembrane system
Molecular function (GO): acyltransferase activity
Source: RefSeq, a predicted model, not a curated record